This is a messenger RNA of Entamoeba invadens IP1, 1653 nucleotides long. RefSeq lists its product as hypothetical. Lineage: Eukaryota; Evosea; Mastigamoebida; Endamoebidae. The transcript has a single exon. Bases 1 to 1653 code for a protein of 550 amino acids. The record is from RefSeq and is a predicted model, not a curated record.
AUGAAGAAAGCUGUUGCAGACAUUCUGAGCACAGAGACAAUUCCGACACUGCGGUGUCGUCAAAUAUCACAACUUCCAAAAGAAAUUGACAACAUCGAUGAGUUGAGAUUGUUCCAGUGCUUUUCGCGGGAGGAGGAUGUGAUGGUGAGAGACGAAUUUGUUGAGUACUUCAAAACUGCAUGCAGUCCCAGACUUCUCCAACUUGUUGAAAAAACAAUUGGGCUCGGCGUGGAGUCUGAGAAUGUUUUUAUGUUGUACGUUGUUUUCGUGCGCAAUUGUCUUGAAUGCGUUUCACAGGAGAACAUAGACGUUGUUAACACUUUGUGUGCUGGGUUGUGCCGCCACAUCGACUCAACACGACUCCAAACACUUUGUGCUGACUGCUUUGACUUUGUCGCGUCACACAAUCUACACGAACUGACUGAUGUUUCUCUUUUCGUUCGCCUCUCGCGUCUGUGUUUCGCCUCAUUUUUAUCGACACUGAAAUGUGAAAUGCUUACUCUCAUUGCCAAGCUCAUCGAUGUGACGAGUGCUGCAGUUUUUGCGGAUUUUCCUCUGGUUUUGACAUCGAAUGGUCUUGAUGUGUCUCUUUUAAUUCAGAGUUCUGUCCUUUCAGAGCACUUGCAGCCACAAUGCCUCGACUUGGUCUGGACUCUCUUUAAGAAAGUUUCUGAACAACAGAUGACGGCUUUCCUGUCUACACCGCCACUUCCUGACUACCUCAUCGAGGCGUUCCUCCAGUCGCCUUCAAACGUGUUUCUUGCGGAGAUAGUCACACUGUUUCGACUCACCACUGCAAUUGCAAGACAAAUUGCAGACAUCCUCCCAAUCACUUUUGAUUCGUUUUGUCUCUUUGUGCGACUGCUGGAAUACCUCCCACCAUCAACACUCUCAGCUCACUUCCAACUUCUUGUAGACGCAGCACACCCAAAUGGUGCAGUCAAUGAUGCCUUUGUUGACACACUUCUUGUCUUUCUUCAGGCACACAUCUCCAUCAACAUCUCCUCAGUGCACUCAGACAUCGUCGUGUAUCUCACCAACAAUUACACACCUUCACAUGACGUGUUGUUGGAGUACAUGACAUCACCACAUAACAUUGUGGCAUUUCUUCAAUGCGAUGGACUCCCUCUGUUGCUGUCUCUCCACAAAAGAAAUUUUAUCUACAAAAUGCUGUCCGUCUGUUAUCCCACCAUCACGUUCAGUCUUGACAUCGUCCCGUCAUCCACUGCCGACGUCUUGGCAAAUAUAGAGUGUGUUGAAGUGUUGUGUGUGGUGCAUCUAUCAUUGUUUGGGAGGUGUUUGGUGGACAGCGACAUCAUCAAAGCGGUGCAGCCGAGAGACGAUGUUGGGGUGUUGUUUGUUGCUUCCAUUGAGGCGUUUUUCAAAGUCGACAUCACUGUGGAUCUCAACAGCAUUGUGUUGCGAUAUGGAGAUGCGCCGUUCACACAACACAUCUCUGAUAGUCUCUUGUUGGAACUUCUCCAACCAAAGUACGAAAACGUAUUGCUCACAAACCCGUUGCUAGUUCUCCACUCGUGUUGUGAUGUAGAAAGUCAUUUUGAUAUGCUCGGUUUUGACGACAAGAUGCGCUUCAAUGAUGGUGUGCGGUGGGUUGUGCUCUACUUUGGUGAGAAAGGGGUUAUCGACUCUUAA